AAACACUUUUAAGUAACAUCUUGCCAAAGCUUCCAUUACCAGCUAACAGGUUGGCUACUGAUCUAGUCUCUGCAGUGGCUGAUCCCAUGACCACCCAAACCUCCUCGGCUUCGCCUCCUCCUUCGACCCCUCCACCGAAAUAUGAGGUGUUCCUGAGUUUUAGAGGUCUGGACACUCGAAAAGGUUUUACUGACUAUUUGUACAACGCCUUAAUGCAGAAAGGAAUCCACACUUUCAGAGAUGAUGAACAACUCGACAGUGGAGAACCCAUUUCAACGGCACUCUUGAAAGCAAUUGAAGAAUCGCAAAUUUCAGUCGUCAUUCUUUCAAAAAACUAUGCAACGUCCACAUGGUGUCUGGAUGAACUUGCCACUAUGGUUGAACUUGCAGCAAACAUCAAGUCCAGGCUGAUUUUGCCUGUCUUCUACGACGUGACGCCAUCCGAAGUACGAGAACAAACCGGAGAACAUUUUAAAGAGGUGUUUGCUCAACAUGAUAAAGAUUUCAAAGGCGAGCCAGGAAAGGUGACAAGGUGGAAGGAAUCUCUCACUGCAAUAGCCAACCUCUCAGGAUUUGAUUUAAGAGGUUACAGAUAUGCGAAAGAAGUCAUUACAAAGAUAGUUGAGCGUAUUUUUGCUGGAUUGAAUAACACAAUUCUCACAUUCUCAAAUGAUUUAAAGGACUUUAUUGGUAUGGAUCGUGUAAAUGAAAUUAAAGCCAAAAUGAGUUCGCGUUUAGGGUCGGAGGAAGUUUGUGUAGUAGGGAUUUGUGGGAUGACAGGGAUUGGUAAGACUACCAUUGCAAAGGCUCUAUCUCAAGGAAUUCGGAAUCAAUUCGAAGCUUUCAGUUUCAUUUCUAAGGUUGGAGAGAUAUCUAGAAAGGAAAGUUUAUUUCAUAUCCAAGAACAACUUUGUGAUCACUUGUUGAAUAAAAAAGUAACUACAAGGAAUGCCGAUGAUGUGAUAUGUAAGAGAUUGUGUGGCAAACGGGUGCUUAUAAUUCUUGACAAUGUGGAUGAAUUAGAACAAAUAGAAGCUGUAGCUGGAAAGAAUGAUGCAGAGUUAUCUAAUCGGUUUGGUAAAGGAAGUAGAAUCAUCAUAACCACAACAGAUGACAGGUUGUUGGUAAAUUAUAAGCCAAUGAUAUGCAGGAUUGAUAAACUUACUCAACAAGAAUCUCUUCUUCUCUUCUGCCGGAAAGCCUUCAAAAAAGACCAUCCAAUGGAUGGUUAUGAGAAGUUGUCUUAUAAAUUUGUAGAUUACAUUGAUGGUCUUCCUUUGGCUCUUGAAGUUCUCGGUAGCUCCUUAAGGGACAGAAGUGUAGAAUAUUGGUCGAGUAAAUUGGUUUCUUUAAAAGAUAAUAAGUACUCCAUUGAGAAGAAAAUUAUUGAUGUUCUUAAAGCAAGUUUUGAUGGAUUAGAGAAUCAAGAACAGCAGCAAAUAUUUUUGGACACUGCAUGUUUCUUCAAAGGUGAGAACGUAUGCCGUGUAGAAAAGAUAUUUGAAAGCUGUGGCUACUAUCCAGGCAUCAAUAUAAAUAUCCUUCGUGAGAAAUAUUUGAUAAGUAUCAAAGGAGGAAAACUAUGGAUGCAUGAUUUACUACAACAAAUGGGCAGAGAAAUUGUUCGUGGAGAAUCCAAAAAGGAAGGAGAACGCAGCAGAUUGUGGCUUCAUACAGACGCCCUUCCUGUACUGAAGAAAAAUAAGGGGACAGAUGCUGUUCAAGGUAUUUUCCUAAGCUCGCCUCAGCAGAAGUAUGUAGACUUGAAGAAAGACCCAUUUUUAAUGAUGGAUAGUCUAAGAUUGUUGAAGAUUUACAAUGUAAACUUUUCUGGAUGCCUUGAAUAUCUUUCAGAUGAGUUAAGCUUCUUGGAAUGGCACAAAUAUCCUUUAAAAUCUCUGCCCUCAAGUUUUGAACCCGAUAAACUUGUGGAACUGAACUUGUCUCAAAGCGAAAUAGAGCUAUUAUGGGAGGAAAUUGAGAGGUUGGUGAUGCUCAACCUUAGUGAUUGUGAAAAGUUGAUCAAGACCCCUGACUUCGACAAAGUCCCAAAUCUUGAGCACCUAAUCCUUAAAGGUUGUAUAAGCUUGUCUGAGGUUCCCGACAGUAUCAACUUGAGAUGUCUCACAAAUUUCAUUCUUUCGGGAUGUUCCAAACUCGAAAAGCUUCCAAAUAUUGGGGAAGACAUGCAACAAUUAAGGGAACUUCAUUUAGAUGGAACAGCUAUAGAAGAGCUACCAACAUCAAUCAAGCAUUUGAAUGGCCUUACUUUGCUCAAUCUCAGAGACUGCAAGAACCUAUUGAGUCUGCCAGACAUCAUUUGUACUAGUUUGACAGCACUUCAAAUUCUCAACCUCUUGGGGUGUUCCAAUCUUAAGGAGUUACCAGAGAACUUGGGGAGUUUAGAAAGUUUACAGGAGCUUGAUGCAAGUGGGACAGCUAUACGAGAGGUACCGACAUCAAUCAAACAUUUGACCGGCCUUAUCCUAUUCAAUCUCAAAGACUGCACCAACCUUUUGGUUCUUCCAGAUGUCCUUUGUACUAGUUUGACAUCACUUCAAAUUCUCAACCUCUCUGGGUGUUCAAAUCUUAACGAGUUACCAGAGAACUUGGGGAGUUUAGAUUUUUUACAGGAGCUUGAUGCUAGCGGGACGGCUAUAAGCCAAAUACCUGAAAGCAUCUCUGAACUUUCUCAGCUUGGAGAACUUUUCUUGGAUGAUUGUAGCAAGCUUCAAUCAUUGCCAAGACUUCCAUUAAGUAUAAGAGCUCUAAGUGCACAUAAUUGUCCUCUCCUGCAAUCAAAUAAAAUAACGGUGUGGCCUUCAGCUGCUGUCGGAUUAGGUUAUAUAAAUUGCCACAUUGAUAAAGACAAAGCUCAUGCAAUACCGGAUCAACAUCUUAUGUUGCCAUUCCAUCAAAUAUUCUUUGAGCUUCCAUUACCAGCUAACAGGUUGGCUACUGAUCUAGUAUCUGCAGUGGCUGAUCCCAUGACCGCCCAAACCUCCUCGGCUUUGCCUCCUCCUUCUACCCCUCCACCGAAAUAUGAGGUGUUCCUGAGUUUUAGAGGUCUGGAUACUCGAAAAGGUUUUACUGACUAUUUGUACAAAACCUUAAUUCAGAAUGGAAUCCACUCUUUCAGAGAUGAUGAGCAACUCGACAGUGGAGAACCCAUUUCAACAGCACUCUUGAAAGCAAUUGAAGAAUCGCAAAUUUCAGUCGUCAUUCUUUCAAAAAACUAUGCAACGUCCACAUGGUGUCUGGAUGAACUUGCCACCAUGGUUGAAAGUGCAGCAAACACCAAGUCCAGGCUGAUUUUGCCUGUCUUCUACGACGUGACGCCAUCCGAAGUACGAGAACAAACCGGAGAACAUUUUAAAGAGGCGUUUGCUCAACAUGAUAAAGAUUUCGAAGGCGAGCCAGGAAAGGUGACAAGGUGGAAGGAAUCUCUCACUGAAAUAGCCAACCUCUCAGGAUUUGAUGUAAGAGGUUUUAGAUACGAGACAAAUGUGACUGAAGAGAUAGUUAAACGGAUUUUGGGUAAACUGAAUACAUGUCACACAUUCUCAGAUGAUUUAAAGGAUUUUGUUGGUAUUAAUCGUGUACAUGAAAUUAAAUCCAACAUGGGUCCGUGUCUGGAAGAAGUUCGGGUAAUAGGGAUUUGUGGGAUGCCAGGGAUUGGUAAGAGUACCAUUGCAAAAGCUCUUUCUCAAAGUAUUCGCAAUCAAUUCGAAGCUUUCAGUUUCAUUUCUAAGAUUGGAGAGAUAUCUACAAAAGAAAGCUUAUCCCAUAUCAAAGAACAACUUUGUGAUCACUUGUUGAAUAACAAAGAAACUACAAAGAAUGUCGAUGAUGUGAUAUGUAAGAGAUUUCGCGGCAAACGGGUGCUUAUAAUUCUUGACAACGUGGAUGCGUUAGAACAAAUUAAAGCUGUAGCUGGAAGUGAUGAUGAAGAAUUAUCUAAUCGGUUUGGUCAGGGUAGCAGAAUCAUCAUAACCACAACAAAUGACAGGCUGUUGAUAGAUUAUAAUCCAGAAAUAUACAGGAUUGAGAAACUUACUCAAGAUGAAGCUCUUCUUCUCUUCUGCCGGAAAGCCUUCAAAAAAGACCAUCCUACGGAUGGUUUUGAGGACUUGUCUGAUGAAUUUGUAGAUUACAUUGAUGGUCUUCCUUUGGCUCUUGAAGUUUUGGGUUCCUCCUUAUGGAAAAGAAGUGUGGAAGAAUGGUCUAGUACAUUAGCUUCUUUAAAAGAUAAUAAUUAUUCUGGUGAAGAAAAAAUUAUUGAUAUUCUUAAAGUAAGUUUUGAUGGAUUAAAGAAUCCAGCACAGCAGGAAAUCUUUUUGGACACUGCAUGUUUCUUCAGAGGAGAGGAUGCAUGUCGUAUAAAAAAGAUAUUUGAAAGCUGUGGCUACCAUCCAGGAAGGAAUAUAAACAUCCUCUGUGAGAAAUAUUUAUUAAGCAUUGUUGGAGGAAAAUUGUGGAUGCAUGAUUUACUACAACAAAUGGGCAGAGAAAUUGUUCGGAGAGAAUCCAAAAAGCAAGGAGAACGCAGCAGAUUGUGGCAUCAUACAGAUGCGCUUCCUGUACUAAAGAAAAAUAAGGGGACAGAUGCUGUUAAAGGUAUUUUCCUAACCUUGCCUAAGCAACAGAAAGUGCACUUGAAGGAAGACCCAUUCUCAAACUUGGACAGUCUAAGAUUGUUGAAGAUUCACAAUGUGAAAUUUGCGGAAUGCCUUGAAUAUCUUUCGGAUGAGUUAAGGUUCUUGGAAUGGCACAAAUAUCCUUUAAAAUAUCUGCCUUCAAGUUUUGAACCCCAUAAACUUGUUGAACUGAACUUGUGCGAAAGCGAAAUAGAGCAAUUAUGGGAGGAAAUUGAAAGGCCUUUGGAAAAGUUGGUGAUACUCAACCUUAGUGAUUGUGAAAAGUUCAUCAAGGCCCCUGACUUUAACAAAGUCCCAAACCUUGAGCAGCUAAUCCUGAAAGGUUGUACAAGCUUGUCUGAGGUUCCCGUCAGUAUCAACUUGAGAUCUCUCACAGAUUUCAUUCUUUCGGGAUGUUCCAAACUCAGUAAGCUUCCAGAGAUUGGGGAAGACAUGAAACAAUUAAGGGAACUUCAUUUAGAUGGAACAGCUAUAGAAGAGCUACCAACAUCAAUCAAGCAUUUGAAUGGCCUUACUUUGCUCAAUCUCAGAGACUGCAAGAACCUGUUGAGUCUGCCAGACAUCAUUUGUACUAGUUUGACAGCACUUCAAAUUCUCAAUCUCUUGGGAUGUUCCAAUCUUAAUGAGUUACCAGAGAACUUGGGGAGUUUAGAAUGUUUACAGGAGCUCAAUGCAAGUGGGACAGCUAUACGAGAGCUACCGACAUCAAUCAGACAUUUGACCGGCCUUACCCUAUUCAAUCUCAAAGACUGCACCAACCUUUUGCUUCUUCCAGAUGUCCUUUGUACUAGUUUGACAUCACUUCAAAUUCUCAACCUCUCAGGGUGUUCGAAUCUUAACGAGUUACCAGAGAACUUGGGGAGUUUAGAUUUUUUACAGGAGCUUGAUGCUAGCGGGACGGCUAUAAGCCAAGUACCUGAAAGCAUCUCUGAAAUUUCUCAGCUUGGAGAACUUUUCUUGGAUGAUUGUAGCAAGCUUCAAUCAUUGCCAAGACUUCCAUUUAGUAUAAGAGCUGUAAGUGCACAUAAUUGUCCUCUCCUGCAAUCAAAUAAAAUAACGGUGUGGCCGUCAGCUGCUGCCGGAUUCAGUUAUAUAAAUUGCCACAGUGAUAAAGACAAAGCUCAUGCAAUUUGGUUACCGGAUCAACAUCUUAUGUUGCCAUUCUAUCAAAUAUUCUUUGAGCGCACAAUUCGUCACGGUGAUGGCUUGGAACUUGGUUAUCGAUCAAAUAAUAUUCCAGAAUGGUUGAGCCGUCAUAGUAUUGAAUCCACCAUAACAAUAUUGCUACCUCCUGAUUUAGAUGGGAAGAGGAAAUGGAUGGGACUUGCUCUUUGUUUUGUUUGCGUAGCAGCCCAGAAGCAUGAUAAUUUGGAAGAUGAACCACACGUUGAUGAGGAAUUUGGAGUAACGUUCAAUCGCAAUCACCGUAUUGAACUAUGUACAACUGAAGAUCCUCAUGAAUGUCCCCUAGUAAUUAAUUACCGUGAUUGCGAUCUAGCUGGACCUUUUAUACAUUGGUGCUAUAUACCACGACGUUGCUUUGCGGAAAGUUCGAAUACACGCUUCAUUUCAGCUUCAAUUAAACCUGAUAGCCCAGGCGUAAAGGUAACAAUGUGUGGGACGAGUCUAAUAUACUUGGCAGAUGUGCCUGAAUUUGUCCUGAAAUUGAAUAAACACCAAGAAUAUUGCUAUCACGGUAAUCAGAUUAAACAAGAAACUACUACUCCAAUCCGGAUUGUAGGUCAAUUGAGAAGAAACGUGGUGUCAUUGCUUGGAAAACUAUUUGAGGGAUUACAGCGGGGCCUUCCUUAUCGCUAUGAUUAUGGUUUUAUUUUUCCUCUACGAGAAAGAUUAGAGUGGUUUAGUGAACAAAGCAGUGCCAGUGCCCCUGGGUGCGAAGUAAACUUACCUCUUCCUCCAAAUCUGAACAACGAUGACAACUGGGCAGGACUUUCUCUAUACUUUGUCUGCACUCUGCCUCCAGGUGUUUCACGUACUCGCACUUUCUAUGCGUGUCAUUUGUAUGCACCUAUUGAAGGUGUGGGUUACCGACUGAUGCAUCGGCUAAUGUUAUGUUCCCCCUGGGAUGACAAUGCGGGGUCUCAUCGACUCCUCAUUAUUUAUAUACCACGAGUACGCUUUGCAGAACGAUUGAAUCGCUGUCGUUUCAUUCAUGCUUUUGUUCGAACUCCAGGUGUGGAAAUGUGUGGGAUGCGUCUCGUAUACAACCAAGAUUUGAAAGGCUUAAUCCAAACAAUUAGCCAUUGCACCACCGGUCAGUCUGCUUACUACGGAACUGGUGAUUUCACAGAUACCAAGAAAUAUAAGGGAAUUAGUUUGGGAGCUACGACUUUGCAAACGAAUCUGCUUCAAGCAGCCAACUCCAGCAAGCACAGCUCUGUGAGCGAUGUUUGUCCUCCUUUCCAGCCUAUAGAUUUCGGACCAAAAACUGAUUCUGCUGUGGGCUCUCAACAUGAAAGUAAAACAGUACCAGUUUCUCAGGAUGAAACAGAACAAGGAGAAGAUGGUGUGGGAAGUAUUUUCUCAGCAAGCGGUGUUCGAACUGAACAAGAAGUACAAGAACAAGAAUAUACCACUUCAACCAGAAUUGUGGAUCAAUUGAGAAGAAACCUGGUGUCAUUACUUGAAAAACUGUUUAAGGGAUUACAGGGGGGCCUUCCGCAUAUCUAUGAUUAUGGUUUUAUUUUUUGUGUACGAGAAAGAUUACAGUGGUUUAGUGAACAAAGCGCCGCUCCUGGGUGCACAGUAAACUUACCUCUUCCUCCGAAUCUGCACAAUGACGAGAACUGGGCAGGACUUUCGUUAUACGUUGUCUACACUCUACCUUCAGAUGUUGAACUUUCUCGCAUAGUCUAUGAGUGUCAUUUGUGUACACCUAUUGAAGCUGUGGGUCCUGAACAAAUGAUAAAUAGUUUGGAGUUACGAUCUCAUUGGGAUGACAAUGUGGGAUCACAUCGACUCCUCAUUAUUCAAUUACUUUAGUCAAUGUUAAUUCUAAGUAUUUUUCCAUGUUGAGUAUCUAUUACCAUGCUUAAUGCUUUGAAUGUUUGGCCAACAUUUAAUUGUUUUGAUGCUAAAUUGACGAUGGGAAUAUCC
Messenger RNA from Prunus persica (peach), 7775 nucleotides. RefSeq lists its product as uncharacterized. Gene Ontology annotation, molecular function: ATP hydrolysis activity; ADP binding. Bases 87 to 7661 code for a protein of 2524 amino acids. Gene Ontology annotation, biological process: defense response; signal transduction. NCBI's taxonomy places the organism in Eukaryota, Viridiplantae, Streptophyta, Magnoliopsida, Rosales, Rosaceae. The record is from RefSeq and is a predicted model, not a curated record. The transcript is spliced from 10 exons.